AUGGUUAAAGUCGCCAUUGCCGGCCCCGGACAGGAACUCGUCAAAGGAACGACGUGGGUGAAGGUGGACUUCUCGGACAAGGACGGCCUGGUAGGAGUGCUUCAGGGCGUUCAUACCAUCCUCUCCUUCAUUGUAGUCCACAAUGACACGGACAACGUGGCCCAAAAGACAUUGAUUGAUGCCGCCAUCGAAGCCGGCGUCAAGCGUAUUGCGCCAAGCGAGUGGGCACUCGCCGAUCUCAACCACUUUGGUUGGUACGAUAACAAGGUCAUCGAGUACUCCCUCUUCCAACCCGGCUGGUUCAUGAAUUAUCUCGGCGGAAAUCGCAAGAUAGCUACGCACGUUCAACCUACCGGAUUCACCGCCGUCGACUAUGAGCACGGCCGCGCCCGGGUUCCUGGCAGUCUCUCUAACAAGGUUACUUACACCGCCAUUCAUGACGUGGUGAACGUGGUAGUGAAGGCUAUUGACUAUGAGGGCGAAUGGCCCAUCAUUGGUGGCAUCAACGGCAACACCUUAUCAGUAGCCGAAGAAAUAGCCAUCGGCGAGAGAUUGGAACUCGAGGAUCUCAAAGCCGGCAUUGUCAAGACCUCGUGGCUCCCGUCCCUGGACCACCUCCCCAAUAUCAACGACGAGCUCGCCCGGCAGGUCCUUGCCAGCCUUCUGAUCAACACUGCGGAGGGAGCAGGCACCGUUUCGGAUGAGUGGAACAAGAUCUUUCCGGAUUACCAGUUUACCAAGGCCGAGGAGUACCUUGCUGGUGUAUUUGCAGACGCAUGA
Messenger RNA from Chaetomium globosum CBS 148.51, 780 nucleotides. RefSeq lists its product as uncharacterized. The transcript is spliced from 5 exons. Lineage: Eukaryota; Fungi; Ascomycota; Sordariomycetes; Sordariales; Chaetomiaceae. Bases 1 to 780 code for a protein of 259 amino acids. The record is from RefSeq and is a predicted model, not a curated record.